This is a messenger RNA of Chaetomium globosum CBS 148.51, 507 nucleotides long. RefSeq lists its product as uncharacterized. The record is from RefSeq and is a predicted model, not a curated record. Gene Ontology annotation, cellular component: half bridge of spindle pole body; mitotic spindle pole body. Gene Ontology annotation, biological process: spindle pole body duplication. NCBI's taxonomy places the organism in Eukaryota, Fungi, Ascomycota, Sordariomycetes, Sordariales, Chaetomiaceae. The coding region runs from base 1 to 507 and encodes 168 amino acids. Gene Ontology annotation, molecular function: microtubule binding; calcium ion binding. The transcript has 2 exons.
AUGGCAUCCACGGGGCGCGCAAUACAAUACACCAUCCCAGCAAGGGAAGACUUUAAUAAGCUCGCCGACGAACAAAAAACACGUAUCAACGAAGCAUUUGACCUCUUCGACUCCAACAAGGACGGGUUGCUCUCAUACGAGGAAUUCCGGUUCGUGCUGCGGGCGCUGGGGUUCGAGCUGCCCAAGGCGCAGACGUACGACCUGCUGAUCCGGCACGGGCAGAAGCCGGCGAGCUGGCCGCACGACCAGGAGUGCGCGCCCGUGUACCGCCAGUUCAACCUGCCGACGGCGCAGGCCAUCUCCGGGUCGCUCAUCCGCGCCCGCGACCCGCGCGAGGAGCUGCGCCGCGCCUUCCGCCUAUUCGACACCGACGGCAAGGGCAUGAUCACCCAGGACGACCUGCGCAAGGUCAGCAAGCAGGUCGGCAACAACAUCCCCGACGCUGAUAUCGUGGCUAUGGUGGAGGAGUUUGACGCGUCGGGGAAAGGGGGGGUGGAUGAAGGAUGA